CCAGUGCCCACGGGCGGGGACACCGGGAUGGCCGGGAAGGUGACACUGCUGCUGUGGGCCCAGACCGUGUUCCUCGCUGGUGCCACCCAGCUCCUGGUGCAGCCCCCCUGGACUCCGGCGGUGCUGUGGGACCGGGUGACACUGACCUGCCAGGGCUCGGGGACCGCCGGGGACACUGCCUGGUACAAGGACUUCGGGAUCUGGCGGAUAGAGGGACCCGACAGCUUCACUGUCACCGAGAGUGGCAUCUACUGGUGUUACAGACCCGGUACCGGGGUCAGCCCCACCGUGAGAGUCUCAGAUGACUCGCUGGUGCUGCAGGUGCCGGCGCGGGCGCUGCUGGAGGGGGACACGGUGACACUGCGCUGCCGGGGCUGGAGGAACAAUUCUGUCGCCUCGGUGUCCUUCUACCGGGACAAGGAGGAACUGAUGUCGCCUCGCGGUAGGACCGAGCUGUCCCUGCCCCGUCUGGAGCUGCAGCACAGCGGCCGCUACCGCUGCGAGGGCUGGACGAGAAUCCGGGGGUGGGAGAAGUCGGCGCCGGUGCCAGUGACAGUGCAGGAGCUCUUCACGGUGCCGCUGCUGGAGGGUCCCCCCGAGCUCCCCGAGGGGUCCCCCCUCAAUCUCAGCUGCCUCAGCACCCCCAGCCCCCUGCGGCCCCCAGCCCCCCUCCUGUACCGCUUCUACCGGGACGGGCAGUCGGUGGGGGGCCCGCAGGGGUCCCCGCAGCUCCUGGUGCCCGCCGUGGGGGUCUCCCACUCGGGGAAUUACAGCUGCGAGGUGCGCUCCGAGGGGGGAACCGUGCGGAAGAGCAGCGCCCGGCUCGGCGUCACGGUGCGCAUGCCCGUGGCCAAUGCCACCAUCGCCCCCGCUCCCCCGGCACUCCAGGUGCGCCCAGGUGAGCCCGUGACCCUGCGCUGCUCGGUGCAGGUGGGCUCAGCCCCUGUCACCUUCACCUGGCUGCGCGACGGGCACGAGGUGGCCCGGGGUCCCCUCCUGGAGCUCGGGGACAUCGAUGUGGGACACUCGGGCACCUACCAGUGCGUGGCCACCAACCAGCUGGGACAGGACGGGCACCGCGUGUUCCGGGCACUCAGCCCAGAGCUGGCCCUGCAGGUGACACCACUGGGAGCCGCUGGGCACCCCUGGAGCACAGCAGUGGCUGUGAAUGUCGGCAGGACCCUCCUGUACCUGCUCCUGCUCCUGGCUGUCAUCGGGGGCUGUCGCUGGUGGCACCGCCGGGCCCUCAGGAAGGAGCAGGAAAGCAAUCCCCAGGAGCCCCCGGCCCCCCCGGAGGAGGGGGCGGCGCUGGAACCCCGAGUGGGCAAAGAGCGGGCAGGGGGUGACCACGAGGAGCUGCCGGGACCCCACGGGUGACAGCGGGACCGCGGUGACAGCCACGAGAACGAGCUGUGACACUGGGGGCACUGGGGACACUGGGGGCACUGGAGGUCCCUGCCCGAGGACACCCCCCGUGUGUCCCCCCUCCACCUCGGCCCCCGUGGUUGCCCACCCUGCCCGGGGGGUGGCCACGAGUGGGGGGUCCCAUGUUGGGCUGCCCAGAGCUCCCCGUUCCAGUGCUCCCAGUGCUCCCAGUGCUCCCAGUGCUCCCAGUGCUCCCAGUGCUCCCCAUUCCCUCCCCCAGUGCCCGGGGGCACAGGACCCUGUCCCUCUUCUCGGACACAAACCGCAGCUUUUGCAUUAAACCGGGAGAAACGGU
Oenanthe melanoleuca is the source of this 1720-nucleotide messenger RNA. RefSeq names its product Fc receptor-like protein 3. The transcript is spliced from 10 exons. The coding region runs from base 28 to 1377 and encodes 449 amino acids. Lineage: Eukaryota; Metazoa; Chordata; Aves; Passeriformes; Muscicapidae. The record is from RefSeq and is a predicted model, not a curated record.